AUGUCUGCAACUAUCGCAGUCCUUCCUGAAUCUUCCUCCCCAUUUGAUCCUCAAGCUCUUGCACAAAAGUACAUUGUCGAGCGAGAGAAGCGUAUUCGCGAGGAUGGACUCACUCAGUACAAGGAACCUACUGGCAACUUUGCUCGGUUCCAAGAUGAUGCCCUCAUUGAAGAAAUUUCCCCACGUGAGCCAAUCACCGAUUCUGCUGAGGUACUGAUUAUUGGUGGUGGUUAUGGUGGUUUGCUGGCUGCUGCCCGCCUUUCUCAAAAAGGCGUAACCAAUUUCCGCAUUCUUGAAAAGGGUGGCGGCUAUGGUGGAACUUGGUAUUGGAACCAGUAUCCAGGUGCUCAAUGUGACAUUGAAUCCUACAUUUACCUUCCCUUGCUCGAAGAGCUUGGCUACGUCCCAACUGAGAAGUAUGCUCGUACAAUUGAAAUCCAUAAGCACAUUGAGAUGCUCGUCACACGUUACAAUCUUAAGGAAAAGACAAUCUUUCAAACCGAAGCAAAAUCAAUGACUUGGGAUGAGGAUAUUCUUUCUUGGAAGACCGAGACAAACCGUGGUGAUCAUUUCACCUCCAAGUUCGCUAUCACUGCUACAGGUAUCCUCCACAAGAUCAAGCUUCCAGGUCUUGAAGGCAUGGAGCUUUUUGCUGGAAAUUCUUUUCAUACAUCUAGAUGGGAUUAUGGCGUUACCGGCGGUGACGUCAAUGGUAAUCUCAGCAAGUUGGCUGAUAAGCGUGUUGGUGUCAUUGGCACUGGUGCAACCGCAGUCCAAAUGCUUCCUCAUCUCGCUAAAGCCUCAAAGCACGUCUACGUCUUUCAGAGAACACCAUCCACAAUCAAUGUUCGAAACAACAAGCCUACUCCACCAAACUUCUGUCAAAAUCUCAAGCCUGGAUGGCAACAAGAUCGGAUGGAGAACUUCAAUGAUCGGAUUUCCAAUUGUCGUCAAAAGGAAGAUCUUGUUAACGAUGGUUGGACUCUCAACCCUGCUACGUCUAUCUUGGGCAAGGCAGAUGCUUGUACUGAUCAAGUGAAAUUGGGUCAGAUGAUGAUGAUGGCAGACUUUCAACUCAUGGAGCGUAUUCGAGCUCGUGUCGAUGAACUCGUUGAGGAUAAGGAGACUGCCGAGAAGCUUAAGCCAUGGUACUCAUCCAUGUGCAAGCGUCCCUGCUUCCACGAUGAAUACCUCUCUCUCUUCAACCGCAAGAAUGUUCAACUCGUCGACACAAAUGGGAAGGGUGUUGAUCGUGUCUCUCAAGCUGGCGUUAUCGUAGACGGUGUCGAACAUCCUGUUGAUGUUCUCAUCUAUUCUACCGGGUUCGAAGUUACGACCGCUUAUCAACGCCGCUCGGGUAUCACUGUUACCGGACGCAAUGGUCUCAUCCUUGAUAACAAGUGGAAGAAGGGUCCCUCCACCUUCCAUGGAUUCCAAGCCCACGGUUUCCCAAACUAUUUCUUCUUCGGCACAACUCAAUCUGGUGUUUCUGCAAACUUCAUGUAUACACUCACUAAUCAGUCGAUGCAUACCGCCUAUAUCAUCUCCGAAUGCAAGAAGAAGGAUAUCAAGGCUGUUGAAGCUAGUGAGGAAGCCGAAGGUCAAUGGGUCAACGAUAUCUUGCAAGGAAGUGCACCUAUGUUGCAAUAUUUCACUCAGUGCACACCAGGUUAUUUCAAUGGUGAAGGAAUGGUUGGCAAGCAUCCAGAGGUUAGUGGACAAACUGCUGUUUAUGGACAGGGUGCUAGUGCGUGGGGAAAGUUGUUGGAGGAUUGGCGUGCUGAUGGUAAGAUGGAGGGACUUGAUAAGAUGUAUUGA
This is a messenger RNA of Botrytis byssoidea, 1818 nucleotides long. RefSeq lists its product as uncharacterized. Lineage: Eukaryota; Fungi; Ascomycota; Leotiomycetes; Helotiales; Sclerotiniaceae. The record is from RefSeq and is a predicted model, not a curated record. Bases 1 to 1818 code for a protein of 605 amino acids. Gene Ontology annotation, molecular function: oxidoreductase activity. The transcript has 2 exons.